Glarea lozoyensis ATCC 20868 is the source of this 1836-nucleotide messenger RNA. RefSeq lists its product as uncharacterized. Bases 1 to 1836 code for a protein of 611 amino acids. The transcript is spliced from 3 exons. NCBI's taxonomy places the organism in Eukaryota, Fungi, Ascomycota, Leotiomycetes, Helotiales, Helotiaceae. The record is from RefSeq and is a predicted model, not a curated record.
AUGUCUGUCAGAGUCCUUGAGCUCGAUCGUCUCAAAAUAACAGAUUCUGAGCACGAGGAUGAGAUAGAAUGGUUUGUACGUCCUUCGAUUCAUGUGAAGAUACCAGAGACCAUAUUCCAUAAACAAGACAGCGAGAUCGUCGAGGCGCUAAAGUCUGGGGAUAUCUGGGCCAGCAGAGGCGCAUAUUGCUCACUUGACUGCUACAUUGAGACUGGUCGACUCCUCGACUCUGAGCAGAAGCUCCGCCUCUGUGAAAGUCUUGGGUACCUAAUACGGGAUAGUCAUUUAUGGGCUCAAUUGUCUCUGCCAGUCUCUCUGAUAAUCGCUCGGCCUCUGGAUCUGGCGGCAUCUCAGCCCGACUUCUCCCUUCGACUUGCGAAUCAGCUUCCCAAACCUGCCCCUAUUUCACAGACCGAUUCAUGGCUGUCCGGAACAAUUGACGUAAAUCCUCCCACCAGCGUGGUUUGCUCCACGAUUCAAAAAAUAGACAUAUGCUUGGAGAUGAGUAUUGCUCAACACAAGCUGGAUAACCCUCCGAAGCGAGUAAAGGCCGCCGUCAAGAGCCUGAUAGAGGAAGAUGCGUGCACCACUAAGACUGUUCCGCGCAUCGAAAUUUUUGAGGGAAUUGUGAGGCGUCUCUCGUGUUCCUUGUCGGAAUCUAUCACGAAGUGUUUUGGGUACCCUGGAUCAAAUCAGACAGAAGAUAGCAGUAUCCCAUCUGGAGGACAGGUGAAGCAACUCAACAAACAGGACUGCCAAGAUGUCCCGGCGGAGCUUGAAGAAAUGCUACUGAAUUCUCUUUCGACAGAUGCGGUAGCUGCAGGUGUGGUGGGACAGACGGAUGAGGAGAUGUUGUUGUCACACUGUCGCCUCGACCUCGAUCCUUAUGUCACCCAGGAAGAAGAGGAUAUGUUAUUCCCGCAGCAAUCGGAUACUGCGCCCUUACCCAUCUUCUCCAGAUCUUCAUCCUCGGCUUCUUCAAUGACAUCUUUGAAACGCCCAGCACCGUCCUUAGCAACAUUGGAAUCUUCUUGUCAAUCCAAUGUAGAUAUUGCCCAAAAAUAUCUCAUUCCUAGCGCCCAUAGACUCAUGGAGGCCACAGUACGUAUGCUUGUGACAGGAAAGGCCGUUGAUUGCCGCAAGCCUCUCCAUAGUUUCAAAGUCAGCAUGCCACAUUCUGCGACGCCGUUUGCUAGAUUACUACCCAGCAUGUUCAAUCCCGGAUUUUCGGAGGCAGUGGCUAGCAACGCGUACUUUCUGCCGACGAUAUCACAUGCAAUCUCCGUAUCCUGGCCACAAUAUACUCAAUCACCGGUUCUUAAAAGCAAAUUAGCCGAAUUAGCGAUAAUUGUACUGAUAAAUGAAGAGGCUCUGAACACGCCGACUAUCGUCGCCAUUAGACUCUCCAAGGUUGUACAGAGUAGGCUGUGGUCGAUGAUGCAGAUCCACCUCUAUGAUCACUCUGCUACAAAAACAUUGAAGUGGAAGAAAACUAAGAGUUCCACACCCGAAAACGGUUGGAAUGGGGUUCAAGAUCCACAUGUCUUGAAUUGUCACAAUUCCGAAGAAGGCUCGAAAGUUGGUGCUCAUGCGAAUGAUUUGGAGUUUAGAGAACAGGUCGAAGAAGACUAUACGAGUGAAUUUGAAGAUCUCUUAGGAGAUGCUGACGGUGAGAAACUAGACUACUGGGAAGAGCAACGGAUAGAAACAGAGCGGCAUACAGACGAAAUGCUAUUCUUGGACGAUGAUGACAAUUUUGAAGAAGAUGACUUUAGUAUUAUCCAAGCUAUCAUAUCGAUAGAUAACACACACCACAAUGAACAUAUGCUUAUCUAG